This is a messenger RNA of Symbiodinium necroappetens, 540 nucleotides long. Lineage: Eukaryota; Dinophyceae; Suessiales; Symbiodiniaceae. The record is from the annotation of a GenBank genome assembly.
AUGGAGCCGGACCAGCCGGACCCCGGCAAUCCUCAGGGCUCCUUCACGAGUGGGUCGAACUGGAGAGAAUGGUCCGGGAGGGAAGAUGGAAGCGAGAACUACAAGUUCGGAGACUUGUCCCGCGGUGUUCUGCAGCAAGUGCAGGCUGGCAUGCGAGACCUGAAGCACAAGGUGGCGGACAAGGCCUUGUCCCUGAAGGAGGAGCAUGAGAGCAAGGCUGCCGAGUACGUCCGUGAACUGGUGGCUUCUGACCAGAGCGAGGAGGGACAACACGUCUCCACAGUCGAAGAGUCGAAAGCGACAACGACGGCGGAGCGUUUCUGGACGAGCCUAUGCAAGGAUGCACACACGGACCACUGCAGCGAAGAAACGGUUCCAGAUCCUUCCAGCUGUGGAACAUUGCAGGUCCAGGUGCUGCAGCUUGGCUCUCCAGAGCUCCUGAAAGCGGACGGGAAGGCGGCCAGAAAACCGGUGCUGCUCCUGAGUCUUCAUGGCCGCCGCAGCGGCGCCCUCCGCGACGGCGGCACCGCAACCUUCGAG